This is a messenger RNA of Polistes canadensis, 1617 nucleotides long. RefSeq names its product zinc transporter 2-like. NCBI's taxonomy places the organism in Eukaryota, Metazoa, Arthropoda, Insecta, Hymenoptera, Vespidae. The transcript has 9 exons. Gene Ontology annotation, molecular function: zinc ion transmembrane transporter activity. The coding region runs from base 285 to 1499 and encodes 404 amino acids. Gene Ontology annotation, biological process: response to zinc ion; zinc ion transmembrane transport. The record is from RefSeq and is a predicted model, not a curated record. Gene Ontology annotation, cellular component: plasma membrane.
UGGUGGGAGGUAGAAGAGGAGGAUUCAGAGUUAAGUUAUCUGUUAAAAUAAACUGUUCGUGCUAUACGCACGUUCAAGUGGCCGAAAGAAGCUAUGCAGUGGGUAGAAUUUGUUGUUUAUUUGAGAAGUGACCACUACGCAAGGACACGUGCGCGCGUAGUUAUCCUUCGAUAAAAUCAUCGUCUACCAUUUAAACAAUUGUAUUGUCGUCGUCGUCGUUUACUUCUUCUUCUUCAUCAUCAUCCUGUUAACUGUAUCUAUUUUAUUCGAGUCUUCUACCUAUCAUGGACAACGAGAAGAUUAAACUAUUUAAAGAUACAGCUAUCUACGGUUAUGGAACAAGUAUACCUCCUAAUAAUAAUGAAUCCGAAGAUGAGAUAUCAUCGAAGAAAGUGAUAUUCUGCGUUCAUGGAAAACUAUCUGGUUGUUGUACCAUUGUUAAAGGAAUUGACGAAAAUGCGCCGCCCGAUUCUUCCAUAUUACCAGAAGAUCAUUGUCAUCGAGAAAGAAAUAAAGAAAUUGACAAGAAAGCCCGGAAAAAGCUUUUACUUGCGAGUGCUCUAUGCGUGUUCUUCAUGAUAGCUGAAAUAAUCGGUGGUGUACUAUCUAACAGUUUGGCCAUAGCUACAGAUGCAGCACACUUGCUGACCGAUUUCGCAUCAUUCAUGAUUUCUCUAUUUUCAAUUUGGGUCGCAGGAAGGCCUCCAACAAGAAAAAUGCCAUUCGGUUGGUAUCGUGCGGAAGUGAUAGGUGCAUUAACGUCGGUCCUGUUGAUAUGGGUUGUCACUGGGAUUUUAUUCUACCUCGCUAUAGAAAGAAUAAUUAACAAGAAUUUUGAAUUAGACGUAACUGUGAUGUUAAUUACUUCUGCAGUUGGUGUUGCGGUAAAUCUAGUAAUGGGUCUAAGUUUGCAUCAGCAUGGUCAUACUCAUGGUGGACAUAGUCAUCAUGAUCACGAUGAUCAUGAUAUGAAAAAGAUAACAGACAUAGAAAAUAUGUCACACAAGGAUGAACACAAAAAUAUAAACGUUCGUGCUGCGUUUAUACACGUUGUAGGAGAUUUUAUUCAAAGUAUAGGAGUUUUUAUUGCAGCGUUAGUUAUCUAUUUUAAACCAACGUGGAACAUAGUUGAUCCUAUCUGUACUUUUCUAUUUUCGAUAUUAGUCAUGCUCACGACCGUGGCAAUUAUUAAAGAUGUUAUGAACGUACUUAUGGAAGGAAUGCCUAAAGGAUUCGAUUAUUCUCAAGUUGAGAAUACGUUCAUGCAAAUCGAAGGUGUUGUGAAAGUACACAAUUUGCGGAUUUGGGCUCUUUCACUCGACAAAACCGCUUUGUCAGCACAUUUAGCUAUAAAACCUGGUACAAGUCCGCAAAAUAUUUUACGUACAGCCACGAGAAACAUUCACGAUACUUAUAAUUUCUUCGAGAUGACGUUACAAAUAGAAGAGUUCAACGAACGAAUGGAAAACUGUGAACAGUGCAAAGCUUUAACACAAUGAAUAUCAUCGUUUAAAAUUAAUAUCAUGGUAUUUUUUCCAUGUUGUAUGACGAGCUUCGACAUCGAUAAAUAUUUCUUUUUCUUCGUUUUUGUUUGUUACAUGAAAAUAUUAAAGUAAA